UUGUCUCAAAACAACAAGUGCACUUUCCUGUCAUCCUUUGCUUUGCUUGUUGUUUCCGCUUUCAAAAUGGUGUUUUUUGAAACCUGUGGUCCGAACGAGGCAAUGGUAGUCUCAGGGAUGUGCCACUCAAGACCAGCUUUGGUGACUGGUGGACGGAUAUUUGUUUGGCCGGUUGUCCAGAAACUGCAAAAGAUUUCAUUGAAUACAAUGACUCUAAACGUUGAGUCUCCCAAGGUUUAUACACGUCAUGGAGUACCAAUAUCAGUGACUGGAAUUGCCCAGGUCAAAAUUCAAGGACAAAAUCAAGAGAUGUUGCAUGCUGCAUGUCARCAGUUUCUCGGAAAGUCUACAGAACAGAUGAGACACAUUGCUCUGGAAACCUUGGAAGGUCAUCAACGUGCAAUUAUGGGUACAAUGACAGUUGAGGAGAUCUACAGAGAUCGUAAAAAAUUCUCAAAGAGUGUAUUUGAGGUUGCAUCAUCUGAUCUAGUCAACAUGGGUAUAAGCAUUGUCAGUUAYACUAUCAAAGACAUCCGUGACGAUGAGGGUUAUUUGCACGCUCUUGGUAUGGCCAGAACAGCACAAGUCAAAAGAGAUGCUCGUAUUGGUGAAGCUGAAGCUCACAGAGAUUCAGGAACCAAGGAAAUUGCAAGACGUGAGAAAGAGUUGGAAGCAACUGUCAGGCAACCAGCUGAAGCAGAAAAGUACAAAGUUGAAAAGCUUGCUGAGGCAAACAGAAAUCGUGUUGUACUUGAAGCUGAGGCACAGGCAGAAGCAAUUAAGGUGAAGGGAGAAGCAGAAGCUUUUGCAAUUGAAGCCAAGGCCAAGGCUGAAGCAGAGCAGAUGGCAAAGAAGGCUGAUGCUUGGAAGGAGUACAGAGAAGCAGCUGUUGUUGACAUGGUACUAGAAACACUGCCAAAGAUUGCAGCAGAAGUUGCAGCACCCAUUUCUCAAUGCAAUAAGAUCACAAUGGUGUCGAAUGGAAAGGGAGAAGUUGGUGCCAGCAAGAUCACAAGUGAAAUCCUGGAUAUUGUUGCUAACUUGCCUAAAGCUGUGGAAAGUCUCACUGGUAUUGAUAUCAGCAAGUACUCAGUAUUCACGCUAAUUAAUGUAAUAUUAUAAAUAUCAAACAAUUUUCAUAAUGUUGGYAAUGUACACAUAAAUACUGCAUCARUGUUMMUCAUUCCUGUCGCAUGGRCAUUCAUAGAAURGCCAUGAGACAGCAAUAAUAAUUUCAGCUGUAAUGUCAUCUGCAAUUCAUGAAUGAUGCUUUYWGCGGCUUAUAAGUUUGUUAUUUAGCAUUGGCAAACUAGRCCGAGUCAAUUAUAUAUGUGACCAAGGGCAUUUUAUAUCCAUGGCCUUAGGGGUAUCAUUUUUUAUAUCGAAUUGAAAACGGUGCUCCAGAGGCCAUAGAGAACAAGCCAGAAUUAACAAAAAAAUAUAUAUAAAGUCUCAAUACUUGUACAGUGAAUGUUAGAAGGAAAACGGUGGAGAUUUCCGUGGGUUUUCUUUAGUGUUUAGUGCAGUUGUCUUGUGAACAACCAGUCGUUUGAAUCAUUGGACAAAAGCAACUAAACAUUCACACUAUAAGCACUAUUCAUUUUAGCGUUUACUCGUCUUGUCCGCCCAAAAAUGCAUAAGAUUCACUCARUUUAUCAAAUAUUCAAUUAUGGAAGCUGUUUUGGUAAAGGAGUCUUUUGYCUUUUUAGGAAGAAUUUCUGUGUAGACAGUAAACAGCUAUAUAAUAAUUAUUUUAGCGUUUGCUUGUCCCUUCCGCACAAGAAUACUUAGUUAAGAUUCAUUUCUAUCAAAAAAUACAAUUCGUGGCUAUAUGGAUGAAGAUAUUUAGCUGUUUUAAUAAAAGAGCCAUUCACAAAGUAUUUCUGUGUGGACAGUUUCAUKAAGAGGUAUUAGAAAGCUUGUUAUAUUAUAAAAGGUAUCAAAUUAAACGCUCCACUGUAAGAACAUCUUGCACUGAAAAGUUUAGUUAACUUGCGUUCUAGUAAUCAUUUUUAACAGGCAAUUGUACACAUUUCACAUGCCUUUGUUUUAGCCAAAACUUGCCGAAAGAUUAUAAAAAGAAAACCUUCCAGCUUUUGUAGAAGCAAGGAUUAUAGCUCAGUUUUGAUGUUAAUAAAGCAGUCAAUAUUAAAAA
Exaiptasia diaphana is the source of this 2155-nucleotide messenger RNA. RefSeq names its product flotillin-1. Gene Ontology annotation, cellular component: plasma membrane. The record is from RefSeq and is a predicted model, not a curated record. Lineage: Eukaryota; Metazoa; Cnidaria; Anthozoa; Actiniaria; Aiptasiidae. Gene Ontology annotation, biological process: protein localization to plasma membrane; protein kinase C signaling; regulation of receptor internalization.